Prunus mume (Japanese apricot) is the source of this 1341-nucleotide messenger RNA. Lineage: Eukaryota; Viridiplantae; Streptophyta; Magnoliopsida; Rosales; Rosaceae. The record is from RefSeq and is a predicted model, not a curated record.
AUGCACCUGAACCCGAACAAAAGCGCUUUCGGCGUCUCUUCCGGCAAAUUCCUGGGCUUCAUGAUCAACCAAAGGGGGAUUGAAGUCAACCCCGAGAAUAUCCGAGCGCUCAUCGAUAUGCAGGUGCUGAGGAUGAAGAAAGAGGUUCAGAGCCUCAUCGGUCGAGUCGCUGCCUUGGCCCGUUUCAUAUCGAAGGCCACCGAUGGGUGCACCCCUUUCUUCAAAGCUCUCAAAGGGAGCAAACGGCAGGUCGAUUGGACUCUUAAAGCCUACAUGAGCAGAGCUCCUCUGCUAUCCACCCCUCUUCUCGGAGAUGACCUCAUCAUCUAUCUCUCAGUCUCGGCAUCGGCCCUGAGUUCUGUGCUCAUCCGUCGACCAAACUGCAUUGAGCUCCCUAUCUUUUAUAUGAGCCAUGCAUUACAGGACGGAGAGCAACGGUACCCCCAACUUGAACGGUUGGCCUACGCUCUCGUCCUCUCUGCGCGCAAACUUCGGCCCUACUUUCAGGCUCACAGCAUCGGUGUAUUAACCAAUCAACCCCUACGGCAAGUCUUGCAGAAGCCAGAGACAUUAGGACGACUGAUCAAAUGGGCCAUCGAGCUUGGCGAGUUAGACAUCAGGUAUCACCCUCGGCCUUCUGAAAAAGGACAGGCCGUGACCGAUUUCAUCUCAGAAUUCACAUUUCUAACCAACGAUGGUCAACCACUCAACUCUGUCACGGCACCACCUUCGACAUCUGUAGAUUCACCUUCGGCCGACAAUACGUUCGAUCAAAACAGCCCUCACUGGACAUUAUACGUAGACGGCUUAUCCAAUCGGCAGGGUAGCGGCGCAGGCCUAGUCUUCAAGACUCCAGAUGACACCACAAUCGAAUAUGCUAUCAGCUUCCAAUUUCGUGCUUCUAACAAUGAGGCCGAAUACGAGGCGCUCCUAGCAGGCCUUCGGCUUGCCCAAAGCUCGGGUGUUGAACGACUGAUGAUAUGUAGAGACUCCCAACUCGUCGUCAACCAUGUAAUCACCGAAUUCGCAGCAAAAGACGAAUCAAUGGCUGCCUAUCUUACGCAGACCCGCCGAUUGCUCAAAAGGUUCAAAACCUACUACAUUUGCCAGGUCCCCAUAUCUGAGAACAGCCACGCCGAUGCUCUCUCUAGGCUCGCUUCGACAAUCGACAACCGUGUCGGACGCCACGUCCCCAUAAAAGUUCUCGCUCGGCGGAGCACGGCCGAAGCCGAUGUCAACACCAUCCGUCAGGACCCUAGUUGGAUGGACCCAAUCCACGCCCACCUCACCGACGACAUCCUACCAACUGACAAAGCCGAAGCAAAGACAGUACGACGAUGA